Messenger RNA from Copidosoma floridanum, 3655 nucleotides. It is a transcript of the gene SCAR, whose product is annotated as wiskott-Aldrich syndrome protein family member 3 SCAR. NCBI's taxonomy places the organism in Eukaryota, Metazoa, Arthropoda, Insecta, Hymenoptera, Encyrtidae. The record is from RefSeq and is a predicted model, not a curated record. Gene Ontology annotation, biological process: actin cytoskeleton organization; positive regulation of Arp2/3 complex-mediated actin nucleation. Gene Ontology annotation, cellular component: cytoskeleton; SCAR complex. Gene Ontology annotation, molecular function: protein kinase A regulatory subunit binding; Arp2/3 complex binding; actin binding.
GCGAAUUUCGCGAUACCCGCGACCUACGAUUCCGAAUGAAGUACUUGUAUGUAUAUAUAUAUUCAUCUUCCAGUUUCUCUCUCUCCGUGGAUAGUGGAUGGGUAGCGUGUGAACAACAUCACCGAGAGUAGACGAAGAAGAACCGUGCCAAGUAUACAGUGUACCUACGUAUGUAUCGUGUUAUAAACAGACCAACCGACACAGCAAGCGGCCCCGGGAGUAUGGCAGUAGCUCAUGGUAGCGCGUAGCGAGCGCCCCGGAGGGUAAACGCCAUUUUAAGUCUCCGCCACGGUAUCCGUCUGUCUGUCUCCGAUGUAUUAUUGUCGUCGCCGCCGUUACGCGAGAACGUAGUGUUGUGCAACGGAGUGAGUACAUUACAUUGGGAAGGAAGUGAGAUAUACGACAAGUGGCUUGAGAAAGGUGCGUCCAGUUUUUGCUCUCCAGAGUGUGGCAGUCGGCCGGAGCAGACACUGGCGCAGUGCUUCGGAAUCCCCAUAUGCAUCGGACAGAUCGAGAGAGACGCUGCUUAUACACAUGUACCCGCUGAUGAUGUGCUUUAUGUGUGUUGAAGUUUGUGUCUGAUGCUGAUGUAGGUCGUCGGCUCAUAACAAAAAUAUUUUUUAUUAUUGUGGUGGUGCGUCAAGGGUGCUCGUGUGCAGUGUUCAAAGUACAGUGCAAAAGGAUAUUUCUAUUGAUCCGAAGAAAAAGGGAGUCGCUGCGGAGCAAAUAAUUGUAUCAAUCUUCAAGUAUAAUAAUAAUAUAUAAUGCUGGGGCCGCAGCUGCUGGCGAGCCCGCCGCCGGCCAAGACGAUGUCCAGGGAACAGCAGCUGCAGCGGUGAGCCCGUGAACGCCCCGAGAGGCAAAGUGCCCCAGCCCCGGCAGGAGGAGUAGCAGCGACAACGCGCCAAAGGGCCCAUUAGGAGCGCCAUGCCGCUGCCGAAGCGGGUCGUCGAGCCCGUGCACGUGGCCCGCGGUACCAUACCCGAGGACUUUCCUCUGCCCUCGGAACUCGAGGCGGUGACCAAUGGCACCCUCGCCAACGCCAUCAGGCAGUUGUCUAGUCUGUCGAGGCACGCCGAGGAUCUGUUUGGCGAACUGGCCAAGGAGGCCAAUGGCCUCAGCGAGAGGGCCAACUCGCUGCAGGCCAGGAUAGACAGGCUCGCCGUCAAGGUCACGCAGCUCGACAGUAACGUCGAGGAGGUCUUGCUGCAAGACAUACACAUGAGGAAGGCGUUCAAGAGCUCAGUGGUCUUCGACCAGCAGGUCGUCUCCAGGGACACGAUGCCGACCGCGAUGCUCGAGACUUAUCAACAAUGCGACACGCCACCUCCCCUCGACAAGCUCAACGUUUACAGAGAGGACGGCAAGGACGGCUUGAAGUUUUACACCGAUCCCAAUUACUUCUUCGAUCUGUGGAGUCAGGAGAUGCUCAAGGAUACGGAAAAGAAAUUGCACGACAGAGGAAAGAAGACCGAGUCAGAAUAUGCCGAACCGUUCAGAGAGCCGCACAGGCCUCGGAACGCAGAAGGUGGCAGCGGUGGUGGAGGCCGGCGUCAGAAGCGCCCGAGACAGCCACACAACACUCGCGAGCGUCAGCGUCAAAUAGCCGUGGGACACGGCGAGUACAUAAUGCCCGCCCAGGGUGUACAGUACCGGGCGCCCCACAGCAUACCCGACGAGGCUCUCCUUGGCAUGGUCAUGACGGAGCCAAGGCCACCACGGCCCAACAGCAUCGAGCUCAGGCGCAGCUAUCCGCCCGAGGAACACCAACUGUACAGUCCACCCAUGUCCGACCACUACCGCGCAGUCAACUACGCAGCGCAGGUCGCAGGUUACGAGGACAGUGCGUACGGCUCGCACUACGCGCCUGGACAGGCCCAAUCGGGCAGCGACACGUAUCAGAGCCCCGGAGGUCCAGGUACGCCGAGCAGAGGAGGUAGGAAUAGGCCCACCCAGCCCCCACCCGCGCCGCCUAGCAACGCGUCCAGCAAUUCGACCCCAACGAUCGCCUCGGCGAACAACACACCUACGAGGGGCAGGUCGUUGAGCGCCGGCAGGGACGCGUUGCCACCGCCACCUCCACCUCCUGGGGAGGUCAUGUCACCACCCUCCAUGAACGGCGUGCUACCUUCGCACAUGCUCAACCGAGACAGUCGCUCGAAUAGUCCGCUGCCGAACCACCAGUCGUCGCUGACAGCGGUCGUGACGACGACGGGUGUCCACCUGAUCAGCCAUCAGAUGCCCUCGGUGGACGAAACCGAGUCCGCGGGCCAGGAUCUGCCACCGCCGCCGCCGACCCCGGAUCCAACGCCUCCACGGCCUGACUCGCCUCCGUGUAAUAUACCACCACCUCCGCCUCCACCGCCACCUCCACCGAUCACGAACGGCCCGCCCUCGGAAAUGAUGGCGCCCAUGACCAACGGCGACAUCGCCAGGAUGAUCGUUAACGAUCCGCCAAAGUUGAAGCCGCUCAAGAGUAUCAUCGACGGUCAGUUGAGAAAGUCAAAUCCUAACGUGCCCGCGCCUGUCGAUCCGAGGAACGACCUUCUCAAGGCCAUCAGAGACGGUAUAAAGUUGCGGAAAGUCGAAAAGAUCGAGCAAAAGGAGGUGGAACGAGUCAACGCGCUGAACGACGUAGCGUCGAUUCUCGCGCGGCGAGUGGCCGUAGAGUUCAGUGACAGCGACUCCGCAUCGGAGAGUGAAUGCGACAGCGAGGGCUGGAACGAGCACGACAGCACGAGCACGACGAACGCCGCGUGACCCGUCUCGUCCUUAAAGUCCACGGCCACAGCCAAGGUCUCCUGAAUCACUCGUACGGCCCAAGUUUCUUGGAUUUCGGUUCUUGUACAUGCAUUUUUUUUUUCUUUUUUUUCUUCGAGCUUCUUACAGAAGAAGAACAGAGAGCGAGGAAAAUAAAAAGGGAGAUAGAUGGAUGGGCUUAUUUUGGGCCCACCGACCGCGAAUUUCGCAGUUUUCCGUUGUUUCGAUGGACGUCUGGAUGUAAUAUUAUAGUCUGUGCCAGGAUUUUGUUAAAUAUUUACGUUACUGUGUUUUAAUGCGACACAGUAAUGUGCUUUUUCUGUUAAAUGUAUAAUUUUUUACUUUCGAUGGUGAGAAACGGUUUUUUAAUGAAUGUCAAUCCAAUAAGAUUCCCAAUUUUAUAUUUAUAAUAUAUUUAGAUAGUUGAGUUCACUCGUUUUAUUUAAAUGUCUCGAAUUUAAAGAAUUAUUUUGCACCAAAUACUGAUUAUAAUGUAUCUUAUCAUCAUUCAUAUAUGAAUACAACAGAUUUAUUUAAGAAACCAAUAUUUUAAACAGUUUCAUUGUUUUACGAAGUUGUACGCAUUUUCAAAAAUAUAUCGACUCAAAUUUAUUGGGACAUGACAUUUUUUAUCUACAAUUGUUUCCUUUCCAUUAAAUUAAGUACUAUAAAGAUACACUUAUAACAAUUUAUACUUUAAAAGGUCAACAUUACAUAAGAAAAAAAACUGGAAGUAGCUACAUUGUUGAAAAAAGAAAACACGUACCUUUGGUAUUGUUUAAAAAUAAAGCAGACACGAAUUAACAACCAAAGUAUCAAGGGUAUUUAUUCUUUUUUUAAAUAAUAAGAAAAAAUAUCUAUGGCACGACUCUCAGAAAAACGAGUAAAAUAAUAU